Bursaphelenchus xylophilus (pine wood nematode) is the source of this 14173-nucleotide messenger RNA. The record is from the annotation of a GenBank genome assembly. NCBI's taxonomy places the organism in Eukaryota, Metazoa, Nematoda, Chromadorea, Rhabditida, Aphelenchoididae.
AUGAUCGUCACUGUGAGAAGAGGUAAGAGAGUUUUUUGUUUUGUUUGAUGUUUGGAUCAGUAAGAUUGGUUCUAAUUUUUUUUUUGGAAUCAUUAUCAAAUGGGUAUGUAAGUUGGCACCAUCAAAUCCCCUUCCCUUGAUCACAAGGGCUGUCCGGACGUGAAGGAUACCUGGACUUACGCUCCGCCGAACUCAAAGAUGAACCUACCGCCUUCCUCGUACGGGGCUUCGUUCAGUUCCACAAAAACGUCGUUGACGACAAAAUAGUCCAGCCGGAGGUGCUGAGAGUUAACAGGGCUACAUUGUGAGUUUUUUAUAUUCUACUUGGUCUUUAAACAUUGUCCAAUUUUGAGUGUAAAGUGUAAAUUUACAGGUGGAUGUCGACUUUUCCGUCAAAGACGUGCCUUAUCAACCCGUGACAAUCUCCAUCGUCAAUAUUAACAUUCACGCAGUCGAAGAGAGGGAGUUGGAAUGGUGUUUUUCGGUAAGGCAAGGUAGCAUGAUAGUAGUCAUAAUCAUAUCUUUUAUUUAUAAGACUGUGACGUCCAGAAGCAGGGUCACCAAUGGAAAGAUGGUAUCGCUUCGAUAUUGCAGAAGACGGGAUUCAUCAAGCGGGUGAGUGAUUUAUAUUGUAGCAGGCUUGACUUUUAGGCCAUGCGAUACGGAUACUCGACUGUAAUGAUGGUGGUGAAUGACUUGUUCCUCUUCGACGUAACCCUACCCUUUCUUGCAAUCGUCGUUUGGGAUCACCACAAGAAAUGCCCGGUUCCUCGAGUUAAAGGCGGCAUGAUCAAAGUCUUUGACAGGCGUUUGACUGAAAUUCUAUUUGUGCGAGCAGUUUAUUGAAAUAAAUUGUGUAAUUAUUGUAGUAGUAUUUGUAUAAUUUUUGAUUAAUUGCGACAUCAAAAAAUAUUUUUUGAUUCGUUCGGCAUCAUAAAUUUUUGAUGUGCGUCACAUCAAAAAGUUCAGGUUGUUUUUUUUUCUUUUUGAUAAAACGAAACAUCAAAAAAACAAUUUUUGAUGUUUGCAUCAAAAUCUAAUAGACUGAUGAAAAACAUCAAAAAUAUAUGAUGUUUUUUCUUUCAGUGUGGUAAGAAGAUCGAUGGAUAGCGUAGAGCAGGUGCAUACCCAAAAAAAGUUGUAGGAAGUGCCUACGAAUCCUGGCAAAGCCGUGUGACAGUCGGCGGACGCUCGGCGAAGGCUCGGCGGAGACUUGGAGAAGACUUACAAUAUAUCCAAUUUUUCUAAUCUUGGCUAUUACUAACGUUAGUUUUCUUUACCCUGAGUUAUUGUAGCAUAAAAAAGACCGAUAUUCAACGAGUUUUUGCAGACCACGGAGAGAGGUCAGGAAGACAAUUUUUGGCCAUUUUUUUACCCAUUUCAUAAAAAAAAAUGAUUUUCUUUUCUGCGGAAAAGUCAAAUACCACAAUUUUUCAGAAUUAACUCGCAAAAUUUUUUGGGCUUUCCGAGCUGCGCCCAGCCAUCUUUGGCCAACUUUCAGAUAGGAGUAAAUUGGCCCUUAUUGUCAGAAGACGAGCCCUUUGGACGUGAAAUUAUGCAAGAAAAAACAUUUAUUUCCUCGUGAUCUAAGAAAUACAUGAGCUUUUUAUGAUCAUCUUUUGAAGUCCUGUGCAUUUCGCACAUUAAAUUUCCCAGUUUAUUUUUAUUCAUUUUUUUCUAGAAGCUCUUAUCAGGAAGCUUUCUGAUCGCACGUUUGGGAAGGGAAAUGAAGACGUCCAUUAAAUUUUCUUGUAUCUCUCCGAAUUCCUUUUUUUUUUAUUUUCGUGGGUGAGAGAUUCGAGAAAUUUCUACGCUUUCAGAAAAAAUCUCUCUGAUUCAUUAAUAAUUCUUUUAAAAGUUUUAUUAAUAAGAUUACGCGUGCCCGCUUUUUCUCCAAUUUAGUCUUUAAAGAACACUCCUUCUAGACCGUUCUUUUGAGAUCUCCGUAGUCAUUUUUGUUUGUCGAAUUGAGCUUUUCUGGAAAAUUUUUUGUUGAUUUUUCCCAAGAAAUUGUGGGAAUUAUUUUUUUUUGGAAUUGAAUUGUUGCUCCCGUGUAACUGCUGAUUUGAAACAAAUUUUUAAACUUGUUGUGAUUGAUACUAACGGUGUUUACCAUAAUUUAUGCUAAGCUUGUGUUUGAAAACUUCACAUCAGUUUGUCGGGAAAAUAAUGGGCGCUCUAUCGCUGGGCAGAUCGCGUCGUUGAAGUGAAAAGAAAUUUGAUUUUGCCGCGAUACAAUUCAUUUUCUCGGCUUCGAUGCGAUUUUUCCUGCGACAGAGUGCUCAUUAUUUUCCCGACAGACUGAUACAUCAGAAUUUUAAAUUUGACCAAAAUUAUGAAAAUUACAUCUCGGCAAGAAGGUCGAUCGAUCGAGGGCUGUAGGUUUACAAUCGUACCGGUGUUAGAGGUUUAUUUCUUUAUUGUCCCAGGUUAGACUAUCCCAGGAUGUUUCUAUGCCGAAUUUGGAGGUUGUAGGCAGAGAUUGCCACGGCUCCGGAGCCGGAAAUUUUGGGGUCGGCUCCGGCUCCCGAGCCCAAAGUCGCAGCCAGGCUUCCCAGCGGUCAGAAAAUUAAAAAUUUCGUGAUCUUGUUAACCAAAUUACUUGAAAAAACACUGCGGAGGAUGUGACUUGACUGAUGAAAUAUGGCACUAAUAACUUUUAUUUUUGGAAAAAUAUUUCUAAAAAGACAUUUUGCAUAGGAGCCGGGAUUCGGAGCCGGGGGCCUUUUUAAAUUUUGCACGGAGCCAAGAGCCGGAGCCGGAGCUGCAAAUUUGGCCUCGGCUCCGGCUCUGGGAGCUAAGAGCCGGAGCCGAAAUUUUGACCGUGGCAAUCUCUGGUUGUAGGCCCAGCGGUUUCCGAGAUACGAGGUUGAAAGAAAAUUUUGUCACCCAGUAUAUGGCUGGGACUUUGGCUGUUUACUUGAGAGAUCUGAUCUAAUUAUGGCCCCAUGGUCUUCUGGAUAUAGUCUAUACGGAGAAUAAUGAGGAUCCAUUGCGCCUUGGAAUCGCUCUUCAUCGCUUUGUGACGGCCAGCCGCAGCUGGAAAUUGAUGCACGAUGUGCACCCUUUUUUUUGAUUAGGCAAGAAGUUUUGCUGCGAACAAUCCACAUUAUUUUCCCGACAGACUAAUACAACCCUAUUUAUUAUUACGCCAAAUAAGGGUGGUUUUCGAAUUUUGGCCACAGAUUCUGUGGCACAGAAGGGAGUUCUUUAGUGGCCAAGAAUUGUCUUUGCGAAAUUACAGUUAUUACGCCUUCCGGAAGGUCGCCGGACCGGCGCGCUCUGAAAAAAACAAAGGUUCACUUUGCACCGUGCAAUAGGCUUUUUUGGGCUGUCGCUCGUACCUUGUGUUUUCUUGCACAGUGAAAACGUCAAAGAUCGGUCCGGCGGGGCCAAGUCCUUAAUUUUUUUUGUGGAAUGCUCUAGACUUGUCUGUUUUUCAACUCGAAAACAGCACUUAUUUGAGCGUAAGAACAACGAGCUCGGACUUCAGCAUUUUUGUUUUUUCCUAUUGGGGCUUCCGGAGAUUGGCACGUCUAGACAAUUGUGAAAUCGAGGUAUACCGGAUUUUUUGUAUCUCUGUGCAUGGCACGAAAAUCACUUAGAAACUUACGAACUCACAGGGGAAGUACCCCAAGUGCGGCGCUCAGAUUUUGAUGAAAGUUGGCACAAAUUUAGAAUAAUUUUUUCUAAGAUAUAUGCGAGAAUCCUAGCUCGCGCUUUGCAGAAACAACCGAGAUUUUUAGAUCGAAAGUCGGCGAAAAUUUAGGACUUUUUGCCGAAUUUCGGCACGAAAAGUUUCAUGCCUAUUUCUACCGUAAAGGAUAAUGUUUCUACAAAAAAUCAAUUUUUUCCGCACGAAACUGCCAAAGUUAUGGCCAAAAAGCGCAUUUCGCUCUGGCCGUUCUCCACGUUUAGCGUGCUCUCUCGGCGGCAAAAGUCGUUUAAUAUCUCGGCGGCGCCUGCAAAGCGCGAGCUAAAACUUUCAGGAAUUGAUAUUUAGUCUAUUCCCGACGUGUGUGCAAAAUUUAAAGAAAAUCUGAGCGUCGCCCUUGGGGUACUUCCUUUGUCAGUUAUACCAUUCUGUAGGGAAAAUAAUGUGGAUUUGUCGCGCCUUGAACCUCGCCCAUCAUCGCGGCUAGCCGCAACCAGAGCUUUGAUGAGCGAUUACAAGAUAGUUUGCAGCGACAAAUGUGCAUCUUAAAAUAUAUUAUGUUUUACGAACGCACUGGUACUUCAAGGUUAUUUCCAGAACAAUUCUCCCCAUUUUUUAUUGUUUUCCGCUCGCCGUUUCCCGAAGUAAAUAAGUCUGCCCAGAAAGACUGCUUGUUUUUUCUCGAAGAGUACAAUUUUGACAGCACAGAGGUUACGAAAGCGCUGGAAGGAAAUAAAUCGAGAUUUCGCCUCGUCCAAAAACAACAAAACUUUCGGGGUUCGAGAAAAAUCGGUUUCUUGCAAGAGAUAUUUUUAGAUUAUGAAAGAAAAGUCUUUAUUUUAGUAUUGGCCGUAUUUUAGAAACCCGUUUUUUUAGAUAGGCCUUACGGAAAGUCGCUGGAGUGAUUUCGGCGACAUGCACUGUGCGAAAACAAAGUUUGACUUUGCACUGUGCAAAAUUUUAAUUUAUUGUUUUUUGCACUGUGCAAUAGGCUUUUUUGAGCUGUCGCUUGUACCCUGAGUUUUCUCGCACUAUGUAAACGCCAAAAAUCAGUCCAGCCACUUUCCGGAGAGCAGUGAAGUGCUAUCAGUCUGUCGGGAAAAUAACGGCGGAUUGUCGUACCAAAAUGUCUCGCCUCGCCGCUAUCGCAGCCCAAAUCCCAAGCCGCCGCUUACAGUCGCAAAGCGAUGAUGGGCAAUUCCGAGGCGCGACGAUCCGCCGUUAUUUUUCCGACAGACUGAUAGAAAGAGGGAUUCGACCUCUAAAAUUGUACUCAAACCUGGCGAAAGUUUAAAUUAAUUUGUUCUAACAAUAAGACCGUAGAAUUUCAAGAAUCUGCCUUGCAAAACCGGCAUUUUCUUUUUUACUGUGAAAAUGAAAGUUUGUCAAAAUUUGAGACAAUUUUGAGUGAUUGCAAAAAACUUUCCAAUUUUCCCCAACUUUCUGUCUACAAGUCUCGGUUGCUUUUGCAAAACCCGAACUAGGAUCCUUGCUUAUUUUUAUAAAGUGUCAGUCUGUCGGGAAAAUAAUAAGCACAAUGUCGUUGCGCCAAUCGCAUCGCUGAAGUGAAAGCAAUUUGAUUUUCCCGCGACACAAUUCAUUUUCUCGGCGGCGCUGCAAUUUGCGAUUCGACAGGGUGCCCAUUAUUUUCCCGACACACUAAUAUUGAGACUGAUAAUCUUAGCGUUGUAUUUCGAGCACCUUCCUUGUGAGUCUUCCAUAAACAACACAGCUUUCUCCUCAGAAUACUCGCUUGUUCCAUUUCGCUCCACCCUGCGGGCACUCCUUGGAUUUCCCACCGCAAUUCAUGGCUUCUAAUUCUGGUGAGCAAAUGGAAAAUUCGCGAGUUGGUUGGGUAGUUAUUGCGGACUCUGUUUAAUCCAAUUUUUUGGGCACGACACGAGAUCUUGGAAACUUCCAGAGUCCGAAAAUUGAGGACUAAUAACAGUACGAAAAUUGCACGGGAGAUUAGUCGGUGUCAAUGGCGGAUACUACGGAAGCCGUAGAUGAAAUCGAAGAGGUUUUUUGCCGACAAAUUUGGUGAUGUUUGGAGUGGUUUAGGAGUACCGUAGGACUUUUGUGGAGGACGGAAAAAGCGGUGAAAAUGAUGACUUUUUUGGUCCCGCUUCUAGGAAUACCGUAUACAUUAGUAUUUACAGAGGGAGUUGUUCAAGUACGACGAUCAAUUCUCGAUGAAACUUGGCACAAAUUUAGCCUAGUUCUCUUUAAGACGCAUGUGAAAUUUCUAGCUCGCGCUUUGCAGGAACAACUGGGGUUUUUUUGAUGGAAAAUUGGCCAAAAACGUAACGUUUUUGUUGAAUUUUGGCAUAAAAACGGUAUUAAUUUCACGCCUAUUUAUACCGUGGAGUGUGAUAUUUACACAAAAAAUCAUUUUUUUCCUUACGAAACUGGCAAGGAUAUGAUCAGAAAGUGUUCUAUCUCUGACCGCUAUCCGAGUUUCGCGUGCUCUCUUGGCCGCCAAAACCUUUGAAUAUCUCGGCGGCGCCUGCAAAGCGCGGGCUAAAACUUUCAGGAAUUGAUGUAUGGCCUAUCCCUGAAAUGUGUUAAAAAUUUAAAGAAAACCUGAGAAUUUGAACGUCGCACUUCAAACCUUCCCUUUCUUAGUGGGUAUUUUACGGAUUUCCCAGAUUUCCCAGAAAAUUCAAACCUCGACCAACCAGAUAUUAACUGAUAUAGACUGAAUAGUCAAUAUCCUUUAUCCCACCGACAAUUCAGCAAUGCAUUUUCACCGAAUUUCCCGUCGAUUUCCCACGGAAAUCGAUCAACCCCCGAGGAGACGGGGAAUUCGGAGAGAAAUCGCCUGUCUUCACGUGUGGAAAGCUUCCAGAAGAAAAGUCCUCGUGUCUUUCGUUGCGGCUUGGACCCACGCCCUGUAUUCUUUGUUUUCCCCGUCAAUGCGACAGAUUUUUUUAUGGAAAAAUUGGGAUUUUUAUCUCUUUCUUAGUAUUGAUGACCAUGAGUAAUAUUUCGAUAUUUUUGCAAAAAAAUGAUCUUGAAAAUUGCUGCUGCUUCUUCAUGUAUAUCAUGUAUAGAUCAUAUACGGUAUCUGGGUUCAGUUUUUGUCGACCAACAAGAGAUAUUUUGAGGAAAAAUCAAGAUUUUGGCAUGAAUUGUCAUCAGAUCUCCAUGAAUAAUACAUUUUGAUCUGUUUGACCGCCAAAUUUCCUCAAAUACCCUUGAAAUAACUGAACGUUAGAUCAGAGAUCCCUCUCCCUUACCGUAUUCGCACAACUCGCCGAGCUGAACACAGAAACGUCCAGAAAGUUUUCCCCGUUUCCCAACAAGCGCCGCCUAUUUUCAAAACAAGCACGCCACCUCGGGCAAAAAGAGCUUUGAAUAAAUUGAGAGAGACAGAGAGGACGAAGAAAACAAGAGAAGCGACCCGAUCACGAGCGUGAAUCACUUGCACGUGUACCACUUCCUUCCAAAAUACAACAAAAUUUUUGGAGGCUCUAUAAAAGCCGAAAAAAGAGGGGUGACAAUGGCGGAGAGCUCUGAGAAAAAAGGUCGUAAAGAUAAGGCGGGGUUUUGUCAUGUUCUAGAUUAUGGCUUAUAGAGAUUUGGAGCCUCCGGGGAAGAUUACAUUUCAAAUCCCAGCUUUCCCGCUAAGCUUGGCAUUGUGUUUCUGGGAUUUUAUUUUUAAGGGAAAUUGAUGAUUUUGCACUCAAAGCUAUCAGGAGGCCAUAUUUUAGAAGUGUCUAGUGAUUUUAAGACCAUUUCUUUGUUUAAUCUUUGAUUUUCAUCAAAAAAAUUUUGAGAUUUUGUGAUUCAUAGCAAGUCUAAGGCCUUUUAGCACUUACAUCAGCGCUUGAAUCAUAUCAAACUUAAAUAUUUUCCUCUUAUUUUCCCUGAAAAUUGAUUUCAAAACUGUCAUUUAUCAUCUUUACUGUCCCAAUUAUCAUUCCCAUCCCAUCUUCCCUCCUCCUUCGACAUGGGCCCGCAAGCGACGUAAUGUAUAUGCAGUAGAGGGAAGAGAGCGCGUUCUAGAAGAAUUCCCGGCCUCGUCACUCGUCUGCUCUUUCCCCUGCCCUCCCGAGAACACACAAUCCCCCCCCCUUUGGGUUGAAAUUUGGGUGCAAACGAACCGCUUUUUCCGCUCGCUACAAGAAAACUUUAACGGCAGGUGCAAAUUUCUCGACGCUAAAAUGACCGGCUAUAUGUAAGCUAUAACAUACAACCUAAGAUUGUCCAAUCUCGCCGAUUUUUUCUCAGAAAUUUGGCAAAAAUCCAAAAAAAUGAGACGAAAUUAAAGUCGUCCCAAAAAUUGGCCAAUUUCCAACAAAAAAUCGGUAGUUUCGGAAAGAAAAUGGUAUGCAAAUUGUAGCCAGGAGAAUGCAGAAGUUACUGGAAACGAGCAUUCAUUGGCUACACCGGAGCAACUCUCUCGUUUUGAGUCCUUUCUCGAUCUUUCCACGCUUUUUUCCGACGCCCCGAAUUCCCCGCCCCCAAACGGAAAAGGAUAGAAGCGCUCCGAUCUUUCUGGCGUUUAUAUUUUCGUGUAUUCCCUUGUGCUUAUAAUAGCGUCCCAUUCCGGCUGAUUGCAGAGAUAUUUUCGAAUUUUUUUGGAGCUUAAACUUGAUGACCUUAUUUUAGACGAAAUCUGAAAAAAAUCUUUGCCAAAUCCCACAACAGAUUACAGAAUGCUUGUUGGCGAACAAACAAGGGAUGAAUCAGGCGGCCGUUGGCAGGAAAUUUGGCUAAGUGCCUGAGGGGAAACUUGUUAAACCUCCGAUUAAUUUCGCUAAAAGCCCGCGAGAACCUGAAAUUUCUCAUUGUCUAUCGACCAUCAACUUCGGGCGGCGUCGAGAUGGUUGUAAACCCUCUUCCAGACCUUUUCCCAUAUUAUAUUGAAGUUUUGGUUAUUCAAAUUUAACCGAAAUCAACUAAAAAUUGAUAAUUUUUGAGAAAAAUCAAUAAAAUUUUUGACAUUUCGCCCAAUUUCUCGAAAGAUCGGAAAAAAUCCCGCGAACCCGACGGUAAAAUAAAUGAAAUCCCAAUUUUUUCAAUUUCCGUGAGCGCUGGGAGAAAUUGCGAGCACGAACCAGCGAAUAAACGAACUCUCUCUUUUCGUGCGGCUUCUCGAAAUUUCCUCAAAACUUUUCCGCCACCCGCUCGCCCCUUUUCGGCGGGGUUUUUUGUAUUUUCUCGCGAUUUUCGGCGGAAUUUUUUGGUGAUUGUGAUUACCAUCACUGUAAUACGGUAGGCUGAAGGUAUUUCCAUAGUAUUUACCAUUUUAUUGGGACUUUUUUGUAGGAAAAUCGAUCGAUUUUUGGGGGAGACAUCAGAUUUUUAAAGGUUGUUUUCUUUGUUUCAAAUUUUAGGCAUGUUCCUGUAGAUGAAUAUUGAAAUUUUUGAUGUCAAAAUGAAGCUUAUGUCCUGUAGUUUCAGUUGAGACCAUGUAGUGGCCUAGACCUUUCCUUAGGUUUGAGCACUGGGCUUUCGAAUAUUAUCCAUGACCUCGGAGAUGACGUUUUUGUAAAUGCCGUUCUCCACCGUUCCACCUGUGUUUUUCCAACGUCCUAUACGUUCCCGACUAUUUUCCCUUCUUCGUUUUUUUGUUUACCAUAAGACCUCUGCUUGUGGGAAUUCUUCUAGAAACUUUGUGGGCAUUCAAUUGUUGAUUGGUUGGAUCCCAAAAAAUUCCCAAAAAUAACUCAAAUUCAUUCAAUUUUCCCGGCCGAUAAUCAAGACGGGAGACUGUAUUUUGUCUGUCCGCCCUUGCAGGACGUUUUAUCGCUUCCGGCCGAGAUUUACGCAGGGUUUAAGCCGAUUUGCCGGCAAAAAUCCAUCGUUUCGAGAAAGUUUUUGAUGAAAAUGUGGAUUGUUUGAGGAAUUUUUAGUGUUUAUGUCAUCUGGAUUUCUUGAAAGACUUCUCAAAGGGCUUAUUUUGCGAUUUCACUUUUGACUUCAUAAUUUUUCAUCGAGUUUUGAUCUUAUUUUAGUCUUCUUUAGGUGUCCAAAAAGUUUGCCGGUACGGUAUACCCGAAAACUUUUUGGACAUUUUAAUUUUCCACAGAUUCUUGCUUUGUCUGACCUUGCCAUUGAGUUGAUAUUGUAUUUGCCGUGUUUUUAAGCUGAACUCGCGAUUUUUUACCUUAUUUUAGGUAUCUUUAGGCGAAAUUUUUGUUUUUUCGAAUUUUGAAAAAAUUUUUUGGACUUUAACAGAUGAAAUUUGGGUUUUAACAGGUUGGAAAAGAUAUUAGCUCUCUUAAAAUUAAAUUUCCAAUAGAUAUUAGAUCGUAUUUUACCUUGAUUUCAGACUUUUCAUUAGAUUUUUUCUUAUUUUUGUGAUUUUUCGAUUUUUAUUCGUGUCUUUCAUAUUUUUGAAUGUUUGAAGGCACUUCUUGGAUAUUCUAAAGUAAUUUUUCUUUCAGAACUCAUCAAUUUUCGCCGUCCAACACUAUUUCCAGCGGCUUUUCCGACGUCUCCGAGCCAAAUCUUCGGCUGGCUUCGAACUGAAUUUUCAAGCGAAACCUUCGACGUCCACCUGAUCAAGUUGAAGUCGCCAAAGCCCACAGAACCGGUGAGUCUGGCCGAUCGCAUCCUCCGUUCGCACCAUCUGCUGCCCAAGUCCCGUCUAGCGCACUUCCGAGCUGGAGCGGGCCGCGAAUUGAGUGGGAGGAAGCCGCAGAGUCCCGUAUGCACGCGGAGCGCCCCGAAGAGACCGGUCGAUACCAACGCGUUGGUGCCAGUUGUCUCGUUGUGCAAGGACCAAGUUUUUUGCAAGAAGAAGCGACUAGUUCGGCAAGUACAACAUCAAAAAGGUGGUGUGGCCGCGCGGCUAGCGGACACUCGACUCUGCCAUAUUCGAAAAGACUCUACAGAGGAUUUGGAGGCAAUUCAGGCUCAGCAGAGUCCUCCCGGUGCAACAGAACAUCAAAUUUUUGGCGCACAGUGCGAAAAUCGAAUUUCCGCACAGUGCAGUCGGAACUCCGAAUUCUCCAAAAACUCGACCAAAUCAAGUCUUCAGAGCUCCGCAAACCACUUCAGCCCUUUCAAAACUCAUCCUUUCACCUGCGCCACGAAUUCCUGGGCUACCGCUAUAAGCGUCGCAAGUCGCACACCUAACUUUUUAUCCUAUUCCUCCCAAUUCCGGAGAAAUUCGUUGGGCUCCGAGUCGGCAUCCUCAAAUACCUCAAUUUCCGACUGUGAGGAGGACGAGAUGGCUCCCAAUGUGGAUCCCAUCGAGGACUUGCAGAAUUAUAUUCAGAAUCCGGUCGACGACCAACGAAAUGUGGGCCUGCAGAAGCAAUUCGCCUCAAUUCUGCAUGCCAACAAGUGUAUGAAACAGAAACAGGUGAGUAAAAAGUAGAUUAGAGCUUCUUUUAUCUUAUUUUGAAGAUUUUUUGAGCAGAUAUAAACAAAAAAUUUUUUUAUGACCAAUUUUUUCGAAGCUGUCAUCAAAAUUUUUUCACUUGUUUUUCAACCCGUAAAAUUGUAAAUUCUCUAAAGACUAGAUAGUAAAAUAUAUUUUCCAUUAUGUAAAGAGGCUUUUCAAGGACUUGUAAAUGCUUUUUCCACCACUUUCCAAUCACUUUAUCACCCCAAUUUUCGCUUCAGAAUAACAUGUGCACCUUGCCGAUUUGCCCUCAAUGGAAGGUGGUUUUAAUGCAUUAUAACCAGUGCAGUAAUGGACUGCAUUGUACGUUCGAGCAUUGUGCAACGUCAAGAGUAUUGUUGAUGCAUUUUGAGAGUUGCCAGCGAGCGGAAUGUUCGUUUUGUGCACCUUUGAGACGACCGCAAAGUAAGUGUUUUUUUAUAUUUUUGAGGAUUUUAUAGGAUUCUUUUGAUGAUCAAAGAAUUCAGUGGGAAUUUUAAUGGGAUAUAUAGAGCUAUCGCGGAUGUGAUUAGAGUUUUUUUUAUUGAAAAAAUUGUAAUUUUUGGGAUUUUUUGGAAUUUUCGGAAUUUUUUUUUUAUUUUUGAAAAUUUUCAAAAUUAGAUGACCAUUUUUUUUGAAAGGUUGUACUGUAGCUACGUAAAUUUUGCUACUUUUUCUUUGCUAGUAUUUCUGUAUCUUUUCAUAAUACCAAAAUUGAUUUAUAGUCGAUUUUCCGAUGUUAUCCAUGACCAAAACCAACCUUUUUUUGAAUUUCGAAUUUUUCCUCUCAAAUGGCGCCUAAUGUCAUAACCCGGCUGUUAUGACAUCCUAUGCACUUCAUUCUUUUAGUCCAACCUACUAACGAUCUACCCGCUACAGGACGAGAGCGCCGCGAGACCGUCUCCUCGACCCACUCCUUCUUCGUGCAAUCGCCCAAUUCGUCCUACGAACAGGGCUCCUACUCCUACGAGGGCAUGUCCCACGCGUCGCAGGCCUAUUUCCGCCGAUGGGGAGAGUGGAAUGAGACCCGAGUGCAGACCAACAACACCACGCAUUACUACACAACCACACACAUGGCCAUUACGAAUGUGGAGGAUGACGGGAACAGCAGUCAGGAGGAUCAGAGCAUGGAACGGGAGGUUUGUCAGACGGAGAGGAUCCAAAGAGAGCUGGUGGUUAUGUUGCAUGUGCAGAAAUGCGCUGCUAUGGAUAUGGUAAGGGGGAUUUUUUGGGGUUUUGUGGAUUAGAAAAAAAAUUUUUUAAAAAAUUUAGAAAGAAUUUUAGGAAAAAAAUUUUUUGAUUUUUUUUUUUUUUUUUUUUUUUUUUUGAAAUUGAUGUCUACAGCAAUUUUAAAUAGAAGAUUAGAGGUUGGAACUAAAUUUAGAAGACCUUUCGUGACGGUUUACAUUGAUUUUGAAAAAAAAAAUUGAUUUUUUUUUUUUUUUUUUUUUUUUUGAAAUUGAUGUCUACAGCAAUUUUAAAUAGAAGAUUAGAGGUUGGAACUAAAUUUAGAAGACCUUUCGUGACGGUUUACAUUGAUUUUGAAAAAAAAAAAAUUGAUUUUUUUUUUUUUUUUUUUGAAGUUGAUGUCUAAACCAAUUUUAAAUAGCAAAUUAGAGGCUGAAACAAACUUUCGAAGACAUUUCAUGACGGUUUACAUUGAUUUUCAAAAAGAAAAAUUUUUUUUGAUUUUUUUUUUGAAAUUGAUGUCAAAAACUAAUUUUAUUAGAAGAUUAGAGGUUGAAACAAAAUUUAGAAGACCUCUCUUGACGGUUUACAUUGAUUUUCAAAAAUAAUUCAAAAAAAAUUUUUUUUUUCAAAGUCAUUUUUUUCAGGAAAACCUCAGCCAGGAGAGCGAGAUCAUGUGCGCCGUGCCGCACUGCUCCAAAAUGAAGCGCACCCUGAUCCACGUGGCGAUGUGUCGGGGCGAGGACUGCGACUUCCCCGAGUGCGACGUGACGCGCAGCAUCAUCGACCACUGGCUGACCUGCCGCAAGGACAGCUGCGGCGUGUGCGCGCCGGUCCUCAAAUUCAUGCGUAAGUACAUUUGCGACCCGGACUUGGGCUCGUUGGCCAAGGCCAAGUUGGGAGUGGCCAAAGCCGCGUUGGGAUUGGCGUGCGUUUAGCGGGCGGAGGUAGGUGGAGAAGUGGUCGGAACAGGGGGAAGAGGAGUCUGGUGGCGGUGAAAAGGGUAGUAUUUGAUGUAGGAAUGAUUUGGAGGUAUAAAAAUAUCAUUGCCUUAGGGAAAAUUCGAUUUUUGGUAGGGAAAAUUUCAUUUUUGUCGAUUUUUGGGCAAUUUUGAGAGUUUUUUGAAAAAAUAAUGGUAAAAAUGCCUUGAACUUUUGAGUUUUAUGGGUCUAAGAGGAAGCUAAAAGUGUAGUAGGUCUUUGUAGAUGGAUUUGGAGGUGUAAAAAUUUCAUUGCCUUAGGGAAAUUUCAAUUUUUUCGAUUUUCGGGACUUUUGGCGAGUUUUUCGAGAAAAUAAUGGUAAAAGUGGCUUGAAAUUUUGAGUUCUAUGUAUCUAAGAGGAAGCUGACAGUUUAUUAGUUCUAUGUAGCUGAAUUUGGAAGUAUAAAAAUUUCAUUGCCUUAGGGAAAAUUCAAUUUUUUCGAUUUUUGGGCGAUUUUUCGAGUUUAUCGAAAAAAUAAUGGUAGAAAUGGCUUAAAAUUUUGAGUUUUAUGUAUCUAAGAGGGACUUGACAGUGUAAUAGUUCUAUACAGGUCGAUUUGGAAGUAUAAAAAUUUCAUUGCCUUAGGGAAAAUUCCAUUUUUCGAUUUUUGGGCAGGGUUUUUUUAGUAAAUAUAAAAAAAUUUUUUUGCCAGUGGACUUACCGUUUCAUUUUCAGCUGCUCUCGACGGUGAGGAGUUCGACAACGAUGGAAGACUGGUAAAUCUCCUCUACACCGCCUCCAAUCGUCUGGAGAAGCUGAACAACCAAGAGGUCCUAAGACAAUGUCAACAGAGUUUGGAGGACGCACAACCCCAAUUGGACUGCCCCUCGACCAGCUCCGGCUUCAUUACUCCGUCAGCAUCAAAUGCGGACCUCCAAAGCGCCCUGAAACGCCAUCUGGAGGGCUCCAUGUCAUCCGAUGACUCGAACCAAAGCUCCAGCAAUUCGUCCCAAGAAUCGUCGAGAAGAGGCUCGUUGAAGAAGAAGGUCAAGCAUUGGGAUGGACCUUGA